Messenger RNA from Miscanthus lutarioriparius, 1512 nucleotides. Lineage: Eukaryota; Viridiplantae; Streptophyta; Magnoliopsida; Poales; Poaceae. The record is from the annotation of a GenBank genome assembly.
AUGGACGCCACGGGCUUGCCAUGGGCAGCGCAGUGCGCGGGCAUGGCCUUCUCAGCCUUCUCCUUCUGCUUGGUGGCGCUGGCCGUGGUGCUCCUGCUCGUGCGCCGGUGGCCAUGGUGCAGCUGCCAUGUCUGCCGGGCGUACCUCACCGGGUCGUGGGCGAGAGACUUCACCAACCUCGGCGACUGGUACGCGCACCUGCUCCGGGAAUCGCCCACCGGCACCGUCCACGUCCACGUCCUCGGCUGCACUGUCACCGCCAACCCGGCCAACGUCGAGUACAUGCUCAAGACCAACUUCGACAACUUCCCCAAGGGCAAGACCUUCGCCGCGCUCCUCGGCGACCUCCUCGGCGGCGGCAUCUUCAACGUCGACGGCGACGCCUGGCGUCACCAGAGCAAGAUGGCCAGCCUCGAGCUCGGCAGCGUCGCCGUCCGCUCCUACGCCUACAAGAUCAUCGCCCAGGAGGUGGAGGCCUGCCUCAUGCACGUCCUCGCUGACGCCGCCGACAGGGGCGCCGUCGUCGACCUCCAGGACGUGUUCCGGCGCUUCGCCUUCGACACCAUCUGCAAGAUCUCCUUCGGCCUCGACCCGGGAUGCCUCGAGCGCGAAAUGCCCAUGUCCAAGCUCGCUGACGCGUUCGACACGGCGACGCGGCUUUGCGCCAUGCGCGGCGCGGCGGCGUCGCCGCUGCUGUGGAGGAUGAAGCGCCUGCUCAAUAUCGGGUCCGAGAGGGAGCUCAAGAAGGCCAUCAAGCUCGUCGACGAGCUGGCGGCGGCGAUGAUCCGGGAGCGCCGGAAGCUUGGCUUCACCAACAGCCACGACCUCCUGUCCCGGUUCAUGGCCUCCGCCGGCGACUCGCACGCCGUCGACGACAAGUACCUCCGCGACAUCGUGGUCAGCUUCCUCCUCGCCGGGCGCGACACGGUGUCCUCCGCGCUCACCACGCUCUGCAUGCUCCUGUCCAAGAACCCCGACGUGGCGGCGGCCAUGCGCGCGGAGGCCGGCGACGACUCGACGCCGGUCACCUACGAGCACCUCAAGGGCCUGCACUACACCCACGCGGUGCUCUACGAGAACAUGCGCAUGUUCCCGCCCGUGCAGUUCGACUCCAAGUUCUGCGCCGCCGCCGACGUGCUCCCCGACGGCACCUACGUGUCCAGCGGCGCGCGCGUCAUGUACCACCCCUACGCCAUGGGCCGCAUGCCGCGCAUCUGGGGAGCCGACCACGGCGAGUUCCGCCCGGACCGGUGGCUCACCGGCGCCGGCGGGUCCUUCGUGCCGGAGAGCCUGUACAAGUACCCGGUGUUCCAGGCGGGCCUCCGCGUAUGCCUCGGCAAGAAGCUCGCCAUCACCGAGAUGAAGGCGGUCUCCGUGGCGGUGGUGAGGGCGUUCGACGUCGAGGUGGUCGGGGAGAGUGGCAGCGGAGCCUGCGCGCCAAAGUUCGUGUCUGGGCUCACCGCGUCCAUCAGCGGCGGGCUCCCAGUGAGUAUUAGGAGAGCUAGAAAGUAG